Striga asiatica is the source of this 351-nucleotide messenger RNA. The record is from the annotation of a GenBank genome assembly. Lineage: Eukaryota; Viridiplantae; Streptophyta; Magnoliopsida; Lamiales; Orobanchaceae.
UGUUCUAAUGAAAUCUGGUCUUGUGUACCAGUAAAUAGAUUUAGGCUUGCCAACAAGUAUAAUCGAGCAAUGAAUGCAUUCAAAAAGGCAUCCAAAGGACAAGAAAUGCUUGGUCCUAGGCCUUGGAAUGCAGUGAAACUCAUGGAGUUUGCAAGAGAUAUGGCAAAGGAAGUGCCCGAAUGGAAUGAAGUAGUUGAGUGUUAUAAACGUGCAGCCGAGUUGUAUGUUGAGACACGAAGGUCCCAGCUUGCAUCCGAUACUCUUGCAAAGGGUGCCCGAGAUGAGAAUGAACAGAUGACCUUUGAUCUGUAUCGUGCUGGUGUAGGCGUUUAUGUGAAGCUUGAGAAGUAA